UCGAGCGAGCGAGACUGGACGGCGAGGAGGUGUCGUAUCCCCCGGAAUUUCCCGCUUCCUGGGUAUCGAGGGCUCGGCGGCGAUGGAGGCGGAGAUGCGGCGCUGCCUGCUGGCCUCUCUCCUACAGCUGCUCUUGCUACUGCUGCCUCCGCCGGGCGCCUCGGCUUUCGCCACCGCCUUGGACAGCGACUUUACUUUCACCCUGCCCGCCGGCCGCAAGGAGUGCUUCUUCCAGACCAUGCAGAAGGAGGCCUCUCUGGAGAUCGAGUAUCAGGUUCUCGAUGGAGCAGGUUUAGAUAUUGAUUUCCAUCUAUUAUCACCAAAAGGUGAAGCACUAGUUUUUGAACAGAGAAAAUCGGAUGGAGUCCAUACGGUGGAGACAGAGGAUGGUGACUAUAUGUUCUGCUUUGACAACACAUUCAGCACUCUGUCAGAUAAGGUGAUUUUCUUUGAACUGAUACUGGAUAACAUGGGAGAUGAAGAGGAAGAUUGGAAGAAGUAUAUCAUUGGCACAGAUCUUCUGGAUAUGAAGCUAGAAGAUAUUCUGGAAUCGGUCAACAGCGUGAAGUCCAGGCUAAGCAAAAGUAUCCAUAUUCAGACCCUGCUCAAAGCAUUUGAAGCUCGUGAUAGAAACAUACAAGAAAGCAACUUUGACCGGGUAAACUUCUGGUCCAUGGUCAACCUGGCAAUAAUGGUGGUGGUGUCAGCUGUUCAAGUUUACAUGCUGAAGAGUCUUUUUGAAGAUAAAAGGAAAACUAGAACUUAACACCAGUGUCUUAACAGCAUUAAACAGGGGGAAAUGCAAUACACUGCUAAAGAAAAAGAUCAACGUUUCUUCCCAGCUUGUUUUGAAUGAACAGUUUUUAACAUUCGUGACUUUUUAAUAUGAGCAGAAUGCUUUUCUUUGCUCCCAUAAAUUGCAGUAACUUGGUUUAUUAAGAUGGUGGAUAACUUAAAACUUGCCUGAAUCUCCUCAGCCAUCUAUACUGCACAAUUUUUUUUUGAAACAAAUUCAGAUUUUAUAUUUUCCAAUACUUGAUACUAUGUCUUAAUGACUGCUAGCCUAAAGGUAAUAUUUUAAAAAGAAAAAAGAUUCAUGAAGUUAUGAAUUGAAUUGUGUAUUCAGUAUUUGAGUCCUGCCUUGGAUAUGUCAGUUAAAUGGAAUAUUUGCUACAGCAAGCUAUGCUGUUAUUUAAGACAGUGUUUUUCAGUGGGUGUAAGUGAAGACUCUAGUGCCUUAUUUGUACUAAUUAACAAACUUAUUCAACAAAAAUUAACUGGCAUCUAAAACGUAAUAUUGCUUCCAAAUUCUUUAAUUUUCCUCACUUCGUGAAUUAAUUUUAAGUUCAAAUCAGGGUUUGUUUGUUUGUUGUAGCUAGUCUUCAUCAUUCAAAACUGCAAAAACACAAACUCAAGAGUGCUAUAAGGCAUCAGCUUUUUCCUCUGGAUUAUUUAUGUAACACAAACCCUGCAAGUGCCUAGGCAUAUUAGCAACCAGUUUUGAGACCAUGUAGUCACUUACAUGCAUACAUGUUUUUAAAAGAACUUAUUAUACCCAAUUUGGGGGACUUCGUGAAUCGCUUUUAUUCUACCACACAAAUUAAUAACAUUUGAGUUUUUUUAUACACAGGCACAUCUAAUGUGUUUCGAACCAGGUUUACUAUAAUAGCACAUUCCCCUCAUACACCAGAGGGGUGGUCAACCUGUUGCUUUGCCAAUGUCUCACUUCCAUUAGCCACAGCCAGUAUAUCCCAUUGUUAGGGAUAACAGGAGUUGUCAUUCAGCAACAUUUAGAAGGCCGCUUCUGCCCUAGAUACUGUCGUUCUGAAUAUGUGAGAGAGAAUGCUCCAAUUUUCAUGGUUACUGGGUAGCUGAAAUUGACUUACAGCUAAAAGCCCAGUUUCCUUUAUUGUGAUUUUUU
Messenger RNA from Lacerta agilis (Sand lizard), 1921 nucleotides. It is a transcript of the gene TMED5, whose product is annotated as transmembrane p24 trafficking protein 5. Gene Ontology annotation, biological process: intracellular protein transport; Golgi organization; endoplasmic reticulum to Golgi vesicle-mediated transport. NCBI's taxonomy places the organism in Eukaryota, Metazoa, Chordata, Lepidosauria, Squamata, Lacertidae. Gene Ontology annotation, cellular component: endoplasmic reticulum-Golgi intermediate compartment; endoplasmic reticulum; Golgi apparatus. The record is from RefSeq and is a predicted model, not a curated record. The transcript is spliced from 4 exons. Bases 83 to 766 code for a protein of 227 amino acids.